GUUGGAGUUCUAUAGCUGUCACCAUGCCAUAACCACAAAGCUUCUUCAUUUCCCAACACGUAAAAAACUAAACUGAUUCAUAGUUUCAUACAUAGAGAGAGAGAGAGAGAGAGAGACAGAGAAUCCCAAGUGCCUCGUUCUUCUUCAAUCUAGCGCAUCGGUUUCGGUGAAUCUUGGUAAAGAUGGUGUCUUACGAGUACAUUCUGGGUGGAGUCUUGGCUUCUCUGCUCGGCUCUGUUUUCUUCAUGAUCAUCACCAGCACUUUUAGCGCCAAGAAAAAGGUAGAGGAUUUCAAGAGUGAUAAUGGGUUUGUGAGGAUGGCGCAGAACGGUGUGUUUCGACCGGAGAUGGAGGAGGAGGAAAAAAGUACCGACGUCGUCAUUGUCGGCGCCGGAGUUGCCGGUGCAGCUCUUGCUUACACUCUUGCCAAGGAAGGACGCCGUGUACAUGUUAUUGAAAGAGACUUGAGUGAGCCGGACAGAAUUGUUGGUGAGCUUUUGCAGCCUGGGGGUUAUCUCAAGUUGAUUGAGUUGGGUCUUGAAGACUGUGCAAACGAGUCAAUUGAUGCUCAGAAGGUCUUUGGUUAUGCUCUUUACAAAGAUGGCAAGGAUACAAAACUAUCUUAUCCCUUGGAGCAGUAUAGUUCAGAUGUGGCUGGGAGAAGUUUCCACAAUGGGCGUUUUAUUCAAAGAAUGCGUGAAAAAGCUGCAAUUCUUUCAAAUGUCAAAUUGGAACAAGGAUCGGUGACAACACUAAUUGAGGAAAAGGGCAUUGUCAAAGGGGUGAUUUACAAGAACAAGGCUGGAGAGGAGAUGAGAACGUAUGCUCCACUAACAAUCGUCUGCGAUGGCUGCUUUUCAAAUCUGCGCAAAUCUCUCAGUGCUCCAAAGGUUGAAAGUCCCUCUUGUUUUGUUGGUUUGGUGUUAGAGAACUGUGAUCUUCCACAUGCAAAUCAUGGACAUGUGAUUUUGGGAGACCCUUCACCCAUCCUGUUUUAUCCUAUUAGUUCCACUGAGAUUCGUUGUUUGGUCGAUGUACCUGGGACAAAAGUACCUUCAGUUGCUAGUGGUGAAAUGGCCAACUAUUUGAAGACUGUGGUGGCUCCUCAGGUUCCCCCACAGCUCUACAAUGCUUUUAUGGUUGCAGUAGAGAAAGGAAACAUUAGAUCCAUGCAAAACAAAAGCAUGGCUGCUAAUCCUGUUCCCACUCCUGGUGCAAUUUUGUUGGGGGAUUCAUUCAACAUGAGGCAUCCUUUAACAGGAGGAGGAAUGACUGUGGCUCUUUCAGACAUAGUUCUUCUCCGCGAUCUUCUUAGACCCCUACGUGAUCUUAAUGAUGCUCCUACUUUGUGCAAUUACCUUGAAUCAUUUUAUACAUUGCGUAAGCCUGUGUCAUCUACUAUAAACACAUUGGCAGGUGCAUUGUACAAGGUGUUUUGUGCAUCACCCGAUCCAGCAAGACAGGAAAUGCGUGAAGCAUGUUUUGGCUAUUUGAGCCUUGGAGGAAUCUGUUCAUAUGGACCAAUAUCUCUGCUCUCUGGCCUUAACCCUCGUCCUCUGCACUUGUUCCUCCAUUUCUUUGCUGUUGCUAUCUACGGUGUUGGGCGCUUAAUGCUUCCAUUCCCUUCACCACAACGCAUGUGGCUUGGGUUCAGAUUGAUCUUGAGUGCAUCAGGCAUCAUAUUCCCCAUUAUAAAGGGGGAAGGAGUUAGACAGAUGUUCUUUCCAGCAACGGUGCCAGCAUAUUAUAGAUCACCACCUGUUCAUUGAAGAAAUGACACAAGAAUAUUUGAACAGAGUCAUUUAGUACCCAGAUUUUUUAUAGAUGAUAAACCAAUUUGUAUCAGUAUCAGCAGUCUUAGUUCCCCUUACAGAAAUUAGAGAUCAAGAUGGGGGAGAAUGCUAAAUUUAGGAGAUAGCAAAUCAUGUUCUUAAUUCUUUUAGAGUUGUUGUUCUACAAUAGGAACCAGCUACAUUUACCAUUUAAUCAAACUAACUUGUACAAAGCUAUAGCAGUGAUAAAUAAUUCAGUCUUUUGGUCA
Messenger RNA from Rosa rugosa (rugosa rose), 2041 nucleotides. RefSeq names its product squalene monooxygenase SE1-like. The record is from RefSeq and is a predicted model, not a curated record. NCBI's taxonomy places the organism in Eukaryota, Viridiplantae, Streptophyta, Magnoliopsida, Rosales, Rosaceae. Gene Ontology annotation, molecular function: flavin adenine dinucleotide binding; squalene monooxygenase activity. Gene Ontology annotation, cellular component: membrane; endoplasmic reticulum. Gene Ontology annotation, biological process: sterol biosynthetic process. The coding region runs from base 183 to 1769 and encodes 528 amino acids. The transcript is spliced from 8 exons.